AUGGUAUCGCAACAGCAAUACCGGCAACAUCAAUUUAAGACGUACUUGGAGUUGAUUUUUAUCCUCCUGAUUGUAAAGCAAACUAAUGAAUUACUGCUUAAGAACCAUGAUCUUAGACCUACUGGCUCGAAAGCAUUGCUUGAAGCAAAUGCUAACUCUAGUAAGAGUAUAGGUCGAUUUAAGGACCGUGAACACGAGCAAGGGCAUAACCUAUGUAGGGGUGGCAGAAGACUUAACCGCCCUAGACAAUCCAACCUUGGCCCGAAUCAUGGCAAGGGCAAGAAGCCCGUGAAGAAGCAUAAUGAAAGUAUUUGCCAUCGUUGUGGCAUGGUUGGACACUGGUCGCAUACCUGUCGUACGCCAAAGCACGUUGCUGAUUUAUACCAAGCACCCUUGAAGGAUAAGGGCAAACGUGUUGAGACUCACGCCAUUGAGAAUUCUACUACUAUGACCAACGUCGAAGCUAACAAUGCCUCUAUUAAAAUGACUUCACUUGCUCAUGUAGAAGCAAGAACAUCCUUGGAAGUCUCUGAUUUCUUUGAGGACCCUGAUAGCCAAGAUAAGGUAUUAGAAUGA
This is a messenger RNA of Theobroma cacao (cacao), 576 nucleotides long. RefSeq lists its product as uncharacterized. The record is from RefSeq and is a predicted model, not a curated record. Gene Ontology annotation, molecular function: nucleic acid binding; zinc ion binding. NCBI's taxonomy places the organism in Eukaryota, Viridiplantae, Streptophyta, Magnoliopsida, Malvales, Malvaceae.